Molecule: messenger RNA, 291 nt
Organism: Caenorhabditis remanei
Lineage: Eukaryota; Metazoa; Nematoda; Chromadorea; Rhabditida; Rhabditidae
Exons: 2
Coding region: 1-291 (96 amino acids)
Source: RefSeq, a predicted model, not a curated record
AUGCCAUUACCAAAAUCCAACUUCAAACGAGCUUUUGAUCGUUACGACUAUGGGGGAGUCUUUGAGUUUGGACAGGCACCGUUCAAACCUGGUCGAUUUAUGUACGACCGGGAUCCUUACUUUGAAGACCCUGACGCCCGUUACUUCGAUCCGGCACAACUAAAACAUGAAUACUUAGGGUUUCAUAAGAAACGAGAGCCAAUGGAGAGACCUUGGUAUUGCAGAGGUCUUUUCAAUUAUAUCGUUCGUUUUUCCUACGAAUGUCCCGACAUUUAUAAUGGAUAUUAUUAG